AUGCCUUCGGGGAUCUCGACUCCGGCGUCGUCAACGGCAACCCUUUCUGCUCCUGGGUCGCCUAGACAGAAGGCAAAAAUCGACGUGCAACAAGCGGUCAAGAACGCGCUCAUAUCUGCGUCGACCGCAGUCGAAUUCAUCGCGUCCAGGACGAGCUCCAGCUCCUCUGUCUUCAUCUACGAUGUAGCCGAAAAUGUCGGGUUCGGCGCAUUUACAAAGGAGUGGGCAGGGUCAUCGGAGGACGUCGCGUCCGUUGUCAGUCUGCAAACGCGUGCGGGAGCGGGAUUAAGCCUGGUAGGCAGACUGUCCCAAGGAACGAGCAAGGAUUCUGCCAACGGUGCAGUCCUCACAGCUUACACGACGCCAUCUGGACUUGCUAUGAUGGUCCAGUCACUCACCUACCUUCCCCCGUCUACCCCCAGCAGCAGGCUCACCAUUCAAGUUCCUGCUGUGACCGCAGUUGGCGAAAGCUUUGCGCUAUCGCCGACCCUGGCGCCUUUUACACCUGUACUGGCGAUCCUCCCGGAGAACUUUACUGUCCUCCUCUCAGCGACCCCACGCGAGACCAUUGACUUCGCCGCACUCGCCUACAAGUUGACCGACACUCAUGUUAUCCACCUAUUCGACCACCAUGGCGCGGCACGCGAGAGCGGUCACACUAUCGUGCCUGCCCUUCCCGUGCAGGAGCCUGGCUUGACUGCGAAGGACGGACUGAAGAAGGCCGGCUACGACGCCUUCGAGUACGCCGGUGACAAGGGCGCAAACACCGUGGUCGUACUUCUGAAUGGCCCGCUUGCGCUAGUGGCGAAGGCUGUUGCUGCGAAGGCGGUUGGACUGGGUGUCGUCGUGGUGAAGAUGCUUCGCCCAUGGGACGAAGAGGCGUUGCGCGAGGUCGUACCGUCCACCGCGAAGAUCAUUCAUGUCUUUGACGACGUUCCUGCAGAGACCACUCAGGGAUCGUUGUACAUGGAUGUUUUCGCCUCCGUGCUCGACCCGCUUAGCCCUGGUCCCACUGUCAAGUCGCAUCGCAUCGUGCCUGCACGCACGCAAGAGUUCCUCGACAGACCCUCCGUCUUCACUUCCUAUCUAUGCGGAUUCGUUCCGGCGGCAGUCCCCGCGUUCAUCGACGUCCCGAACACGAAGAAGGUCCUUUUCUUCAGCACGCCGGGGUCACCUCUCGCUUCCCUGGCACGUUCGGUGGAGCAAACGUUCGUCUCGUUCAAUUCAAUCUCGGCCCGCCUUCUUAGGGACCACGACGUGUGCUCGAAACCUGGCGGCCUCACCGCAGACAGGCUCGUCUUCUCUCCCAAGGAUGAGAACGCCGCGUUCACUCCUACCUCAGUGGCGUUGCCUCUUACGCCCGAUAGCACGGGAGAGGCUGACUUCGUAGCUGUUCUCGACCAAGGCUUGUUGAAAUCUCAUGAAGUUAUCGCACACGCCGCCCCGGGCUCUCCGGUGCUGAUCGCCACCACCUGGAGUGCAUCCGAGCUGCUUUCGAAUCUUCCUGCCUCAGUCGUCUCGUGCAUCCACGAGAGGAACCUCCACAUCUACAUCACCAACCCCGUCGGCCAUGCCGAGGAAGUGACGGGCGGUGGCGCCUCCGAGGCCUUGCAGGAUAUCCUGCUGCAAAUCGCGUUCCUGCGGCUGUACCUCGGACAGGCUGCGCGCGAGGAAGUCGUCAUCAGGCUCGUGCGCAAGGCCGUCGGCGAUAAAGUGCAAGAUGUGCCGCUCGAGCAGAUUGUGGAAAUCGCCUGGAACGGGCUCGUCGAACUCGAGAUCCCUGCGCCCCAGGAGGUUCCCGCGGAAGACGCAGCGAAGGAGAAGCCACUGAAACACUUCACCUUCAACGCUAUCUCCGUCGAGACCUCCGAAGGCGAGACGGUCGUGAAUGGUGCCCGGCUUGGGUCGUGGCAUGACGCAGCCAAGCACAUCAUAUUCCCAUCGGCCUUCACGCCCCAGGACGCCCAGGUUCCAUCCGAGGACGAGUACGCCCAGAACCCCGCCCUGCGACCCGAGGUGCCCGACCGGACGUACCUCGUCACCUGCACGGUCAACCUCCGCCUGACACCGCUCGACUACGACCGCAAUGUCUUCCACCUCGAGUUCGACACGCGCGGGACCGGGCUGAAGUACGAGAUCGGCGAGGCGCUCGGCGUGCAUGGGUGGAACGACGUGGACGACGUGGAUGACUUCUGCAGCUGGUACGGCGCCGACCCAAAUAAGCUCGUCACCAUCCCCGUCCCGAACACGGACGGCACGCGCAUGCACACUCGCACGGUCUUCCAGGCGCUCCAGCAGCAGGUAGACUUGUUUGGGAAGCCUGGCAAGACGUUCUAUACCGAGCUUGCCGAGUACGCUACGAACAAGGCGGAUCAGUACGCGCUGAGGUUCAUUGGGAGCCCUGAGGGUAGCGCAACGUUCAAGAAGUUGACUGAGAAGGACACGGUGACGUUCGCGGAUAUCCUGAGGAGAUACGAGACCGCACGCCCCGGGGUUGAAGUCCUCUGCGAGCUCGUCGGCGACAUCAAGCCGAGACACUAUAGUAUUGCGAGUGCGCAGACUGUCGUCGGUGACCAAGUUGAUCUCUUGGUCGUCAGCGUUGACUGGGUCACGCCAAGUGGCACUCCUCGUUACGGCCAGUGCACGAGGUACCUUGCCGGCCUGAAGCCCGGGCAGAAGCUACCACCCGACAACAUGCAGCCGAUCAUCAUGGCUGGGCUGGGCACAGGUGCUGCUCCUUUCCGUGCCUUCCUGCAGCACAGAGCCUGGCUCAAGUCGCAGUCGGUCCCCGUCGGUCCCACGUACUACUACUUCGGUUCCCGCCAUCGCUCCCAAGAAUACCUGUACGGCGAGGAGCUCGAGGCCUUCAUAGAUGACGGGAUCAUUACCAGGGCUGGACUGGCAUUCUCUCGUGACGGCCCGCGCAAGAAGGGCGCCUUCUACUUGUGCGGACCGACAUGGCCCGUCCCAGAUGUCUACGAGGCAUUAGUCGAGGCGUUGAUGAGACAUACUGGACAAGAUGCCGUGCAAGCAGGUGAUUUCUUGGAAGGCUUGAAGGAGGAGGAGCGGUACGUGCUGGAGGUAUAUUGA
Messenger RNA from Fomitopsis serialis, 3090 nucleotides. RefSeq names its product assimilatory sulfite reductase. The record is from RefSeq and is a predicted model, not a curated record. Gene Ontology annotation, molecular function: FMN binding; sulfite reductase (NADPH) activity; flavin adenine dinucleotide binding. The coding region runs from base 1 to 3090 and encodes 1029 amino acids. Gene Ontology annotation, cellular component: cytosol. The transcript has 5 exons. Lineage: Eukaryota; Fungi; Basidiomycota; Agaricomycetes; Polyporales; Fomitopsidaceae.